GUCACAUAUACUGCACUGCUCAGUGAUUUGUAUCAGAUUAUAGUAAACUUAACAGAUUUUUGUGAUCGGUUGAAAAUCGUUGGUGCAGUUUUUAAUUCUAACAUGGAAUCGUUAGAUUAUACAAUAAAAUUUGUUUGCGUUUGUGGAACUACUUUGAGAUUUCGUUUCAAGGCUCAAUCAUUUUUUUUUGUGUUAUAUGGAAUGUUAUAGUUUUUUUCCGUGUACAUCAAUGUGUGCACAGCACACGACGAUCCAACAUCGAAAAACUAUGAUAUUCAAUCAUCAUGAAGCCGAAUCCAUUUUGUUUUUCUUUGUCACCUUCUCGUAUUCAACGCAUUUUCAACCGCAAAAGUAAGAACUUGUUAAAUAAAUUCGAUCUAUAAGUGGUUUUUUACUGUUAACAUGGGAAAAACACGUAAAAAUAUUAAACAAAAAAGUGAUGCUAAGAAAGCAAAUAUGGAAAACAUGAAAUUUAUGGAAAGCUUGGUAAGAACUUCAAAUGCAUUUUUAUGCACUCAUAUUUAACUUAUGUUUUACACUUUCUAAACAGCAACUAGUUGCCACACCGAUCUCAAAAACAAAACCCAAAAAGAAAUUGUGUACCAGCAUUAAUCCUCCGGUCAACUUACCAUCGCCGGUCAAAUCCGUUGUUCUGGAGCAAGGCAUUGCAGAUACCGUACCGACAUCUGAGGCACAGAUUUUCGAACUUGGAACGACUAUUGCUGGGGACCUACCAGUCAAAACAAUCACUGUCCCGACAGUUGAAACCGGUAUGGACAUUCCAGAGGUCCUAAGGGUUGACUCCAAUGCACCCCCAUUUCAGCCAACUUUUGCUGGACAUGAUGUCUCAAUAAUUAAAGUGGUGUUGGACUGCAAUGAAGCUGCCAGCGAAGAAUGCGUUGAUUUUGAAGACAAACCGCUCGAAACCGCUCCAGAUCUCAACGCUGUUCUCGUACUCCAGCAUCGGGUGGCAAUGCUUGAAUCGGAAAUUGGAGCACUUCGGCGAGAUAACGCUAAACUACGAUCGUUAAACAUGCGGCUCCAGGAAACCCUUGUUGAGCGGCCAAAUGGUACAUCAUUUACCGAAAUCCCUGGAUUUCCCGACGCAAAAUGGUUGUUAAGCGUCUCGCAGAAUGCUCAGGACAGCGAUUAUCUCUUUGUCAAGGAGUUAGUUGUUCGUCUAUUUCCCCUUGGUGUAGGGAAUGCCACUGUCUCUGGGCAUCCAUCGAACAACCCAUUUGGACGAGGAAUAAAGAAUGGGCUUGAACCCGACGCUCGAACUAAUGUUGGACGACUGGAUCCAGUCAAAGUAACGUACAUCAGAGACCGUCUCUAUGAAAGAAGAACUAUUCUUCAGGACGAAUUGGGAGUAGCUAUGCAGCGCUCUCGGAAGACUGCAAAGCACAUCGCUGCCGUUAUUAAUAACAAUCCAUCUCUACGCACCUUGCGCCAAGAAUAACCUGCCGGAUCAGAAAUCAUUUAAAUUUUAAUUUGUUUACCAGUCUUUGGAAAUACUGUUUUGUUAAAUGUAUUUCUGGAAUUGUUUUAACCCGUAUGACGUAUGAAUUUAGUUACGUUUUAGUUUGUUUUUGUCCGUUGAGUUGUUGAUUUCCAAUGUAGGUGGUUUCU
This is a messenger RNA of Aedes aegypti (yellow fever mosquito), 1629 nucleotides long. RefSeq lists its product as uncharacterized. The coding region runs from base 500 to 1459 and encodes 319 amino acids. The record is from RefSeq and is a predicted model, not a curated record. Lineage: Eukaryota; Metazoa; Arthropoda; Insecta; Diptera; Culicidae. The transcript has 2 exons.